UGGGAGGAGCGGGGGGCGGCGUGCCCCCCCUUCCAGCUGGUUUCCAUGGUGAACACACUUUGUACCGCCAACGUCACCAUUUUCCCUGGAUAGUGGGACAGCAAAAGAGAAAAUGACUCACUGAAAAGAGCCUUUGAACGGCAGCGGGGAGCAGAGCACGGGGACAGGAGCCCAUCCGAGGGGACCGUCAGCUGAGCUGCCCCUCAGCUUGGGAACUGGAGCUUCCCAAAGAAGACAACAGGCCAUGAGAUGCAGCUGGCCCUGCCUCGCUUUCCUCACCUGCACAGCCACAGACCUGGGAGCUGUGACCAGCCCAGACUGGGCAGGGGCACCGCCAUGACUCACUGGCACCUUCCCUCCCUGUACCCACAGCAACAGUGAUGGGAAGUGUGGCAUCAUCUCAGAUGCCAGAUUAUCCCAAAACCAGGUCAGAUGCACCUGCAGCAGCAGCUGCUGCAACACUGGAGUGCAGGAGCACCAGGACACGGGGGGCACCAGGACACAAGGGACACCAGGACACAAGGGACACUGGGGCACAGGGCUGGCUGAGUGCAGCCUGAAGCACCCCAGGACUCUCAGGAGAAACCAGGGCCCCCAGCAGACCCUGCCUUCCAUUGCCAGGCUCUGCCUCCCGCUGUGCCAGCAGGAGCGAGGUCCCCUGGCACCGAAGCCAUGCCCUCCCUGGCCUUCCUCACCACAGGGGUCAGGCUGAGGACGGCCAGCUCGGUGCAUCCCCCAGAACUGCAGCAUUGCCCACAGCCUCUUCACCCAGCAUCACCCAGCACCACCCAGCACCACCCAGCACCACCCAGCAUCACCCAGCACCACCCAGCAUCACCCAGCGACCCCGGCACAGCUGCCUGCAGUCAGGGAUCACCCAGCCUCACCUGGGCAGCCCGGCAGGAGGGGACUGCUGGGGGCUGCUGGCGGUGGGGCUGGUGGCAGCAGACAGCUCACAGCCCCAGGGGCACCAGCCCCUGCCUCACACCCAGCCCUGGCAAACGGGGGCAGAAGGGGCACGGAGGGAGAGGGGGGAUGCCGGAGGCAGUGAGGUGCAGCGGGAUGCAGUGGGGUGUAAUGGGAUGUAAUGGGGUGCAGCGGGGUGCAGUGGGGUGUAAUGGGAUGUAAUGGGAUGCAGCGGGGUGCAGCGGGGUGCAGUGGGGUGCAGAGGGGUGCAGUGGGGUGCAGCAGUCGCCCUCCCACCCCACGGAAGCCAGCGUGCACCCGCAGCGGGCACAGCCCCUCCCGCGCAGCGCCCCCCGCCUGUUGCAUCGCCCACCCAGCGCAGGUCGCGGCCCCACCGCCGGCUCCGAACCGGAGUGUCUCGGUGCCGGUGCCGGUGCCGGUGCCGCCCCGCCCGGAGCGUGGCCGUCCGUCCCCGCCCGUGCUGACUCACGGCCCCGGGCUGGCCGUGGCCCCGCUGCCGCCGGCGGGGCUUUGCUGCGGCCGCCCGGCCAUCCCGGCCAUCCCGGCCAUCCCGGUCAUCCCGGCCAUCCCGGCGGAGCCCGCCCGGCCGGCGGGGCUGACUGACGUGUGCGGAAGGGCCGAGCCGGGGCUCCCGCAGAGCCGGCGGCAGCUCGGGGCUCCCGGCCGGGGCGAGCCCACGGGCACAGGCACUGCCUCAGGCUCCGGGCACUGGCACCCCAGCCCUGAUCCCACCGGGCCCUGCAAGACAGCCCGUGCCUCAGUUUCCCCGCUGGUGAUGCCCAGCAGGGAGGGGAUGGACGCUCUGGCGGCUUGGGAGUGUGGUCCGUACAUCCCCGCUGCCCUCUCGCCGCCCACCGCGGAUUCCAGGCUGAAAACAUGCCAGAUCCUCCUGGGAAAGGUGGCGUAUUUCACCAAAAGGAUUGAUUCUGCCCUUUAAUUCUGGUUUUACCAUCUCGGGCUGAAACAGCAGCAAACAAUAAGUAGGUGGAAAAUAACAGAAAAUCAUCCAUCAUUUUGUGAAGAAAUGAAAUAAAAACAAGGACUGUGCUAGGGACAGGCCGGGCUCCGGCGUUGCUGCGCACACACCACGCGUGUCAGCCUGAUUAGGGACAAAAAAUCAAGUCUCUCCAUCAAAGCCGGCCCUGAUGCAGAGCCAAGAGCCAACAAUUCCCUCUGUUUCCACAGCAAAUAAUACUAAUAUUAUUAUGAUAAUAUAAUUAUUAUAAUGUAAUUCUGGUAACACUCUAUAUUAUAAUAAUAUAUAGUAAUAAUAGGCUAUUAUUAUAUAUAACGUAUUCGAGUUGUGUAUGGAAUUAUAUAUAGAAUUAUACAUGGAAUUACAUAUAUUGCAUUUUUAUAUACAAUUAUAUAGUCUCUCUGGAUUAUAGAAUUAUUAGGAAUAUAAUAACAUAUCGUAAUAAUAAA
This is a messenger RNA of Prinia subflava (tawny-flanked prinia), 2352 nucleotides long. RefSeq lists its product as uncharacterized. Lineage: Eukaryota; Metazoa; Chordata; Aves; Passeriformes; Cisticolidae. Bases 1088 to 1864 code for a protein of 258 amino acids. The transcript has 2 exons. The record is from RefSeq and is a predicted model, not a curated record.